GACACUCAGGCAGCAGUAAUGGCGUCCUCCGCGGCGACCCGAGCGGCGGCUGGUGCAGUCAAAGUUGUCAAACCGAUAUUUAGCCGGGACCUGGAUGAGGCCAAGCGCAGGGUCCGGGAGCUGUACCGAGCCUGGUACCGUGAAGUCCCUAACACAGUGGCGCUGUUUCAGCUGGACAUAACACAACGACAGGGAAGAGACAAAGUGAGGGAUAUGUUUGACCGAAACAAGCACAUCACAGACCCCCGUGUGAUUGAUAUGUUAGUCAUUAAGGGGAAAAUGGAACUGCAGGAAACGAUCCACGUCUGGAAGCAGAAGACUCACAUUAUGCGGUAUUUCCACGAGACUGAGGAACCUCGUCCUACUGACUUCCUGUCCAAAUUCUACCGGGGCCAUGACCCAUGAACUGUGUAGAUUUUUGCCUACCUUUGACCCCACUUUCCUUGUGUCCAGUGUGACAGAUGUUCCACUUAACUGUAAAUACAAACAUAACUCUCA
Scomber japonicus (chub mackerel) is the source of this 498-nucleotide messenger RNA. RefSeq names its product NADH:ubiquinone oxidoreductase subunit A6 (gene ndufa6). Lineage: Eukaryota; Metazoa; Chordata; Actinopteri; Scombriformes; Scombridae. The record is from RefSeq and is a predicted model, not a curated record. Bases 19 to 405 code for a protein of 128 amino acids. The transcript has 3 exons. Gene Ontology annotation, biological process: response to oxidative stress.